Messenger RNA from Thamnophis elegans (Western terrestrial garter snake), 4828 nucleotides. RefSeq names its product VPS37A subunit of ESCRT-I (gene VPS37A). Lineage: Eukaryota; Metazoa; Chordata; Lepidosauria; Squamata; Natricidae. The transcript is spliced from 12 exons. Gene Ontology annotation, cellular component: ESCRT I complex. The record is from RefSeq and is a predicted model, not a curated record. The coding region runs from base 199 to 1422 and encodes 407 amino acids. Gene Ontology annotation, biological process: protein targeting to vacuole; ubiquitin-dependent protein catabolic process via the multivesicular body sorting pathway; protein targeting to membrane.
GCAGGCGUGUUUGGUCGCCCGGGUCCGGCAGGCGGAACGGCUGUGUAGCUUGUGUUCGUUGUCUCGGGGCUUCACGUUCUGCUGGGACAAGAGAGACCCGAGGCGCUGGCGACGACGCUGACGGAGAAGUCAAGGGAAGGCCGCGCCUCGUCUGUUUUUUUUCUCCCUCUCGGUUAGCAAGCAGCCGGCUAGAAGAGGAUGAGCUGGCUCUUCCACUACUCCAAAGGGGGUAGCGGUGGCGCGGCCGCCGCCGCUACCUCUACCUCCUCUUCUUCCGCUGGCGGAAUAGCGUUGCCUUCGACUCUCACCAGCCUCCAGCAGCAGCGGCAGCGGCAGAUCGAGUCCCUGCGCAGCUCCCAUGCCGCUAUAGCUGAAAUACAAAAAGAUGUAGAAUAUCGGUUACCCUUCACUGUAAAUAACCUGACAAUAAAUAUAAAUAUCUUGCUUCCUCCUCAGUUUCCUCAGGAAAAGCCAGUCAUCAGUGUUUUCCCCCCAAUACGGCACCAUAUAAUGGACAAACAAGGAGCAUAUGUGACCUCUCCAUUAAUUAAUAGUUUUACAAUGCACUCUGACCUUGGCAAAAUUGUUCAAAGUAUACUUGAUGAAUUUUGGAAAAGUCCUCCGGUUUUGGCUCCCAGCACAACAACAUUCCCAUACCUUUACAGCAAGCCAACUGGAAUUCCUACAUAUGCUCAGAAUUUUCCAUUUCUUUCUGCAUAUCUACCACAAGAAACAAAUAGAUCUGUAGCAUCUGUGCCCCUUGCAGAAUCACUUUCUUCAAGUUAUGGUACAGAUAGACCUGCAGCUCCUUCCUUUGGCAUGAUAACUGACUUGCCGUUACCUGUUCCAACAACAGAAACAUUAUCACAGGGAAACCAAAAUGGAUUUGGGUACAAAAUGCCUGAGGUUCCAGAUGUAUUUCCAGAAUUAUCAGAACUAAGCAUAUCACAGCUGACAGACAUGAAUGAACAAGAAGAUAUACUGCUAGAACAAUUUGUUAAUCUACCCCAAUUGAAGCAUAUAAUUAAUGAUAAAGAUGAUUUAGUGAAAAAUAUUGAAGAACUAGCAAAAAAAAAUUUGUUAUUGGAACCAAGCUUGGAGACAAAAAGGCAAACAAUACUAGAUAAAUAUGAACAACUGAUUCAUUUGAAAACCACAUUUGAAAAGAAAGUACAAAGACAGCAUGAACUUAGUGAGAGUUGCAGUGCAAGUGCUCUGCAGGCAAGAUUGAAAGUGGCUGCCCAUGAAGCUGAAGAGGAGUCUGACACUAUUGCAGAAGACUUUCUGGAAGGGAAAAAAGAAAUAGACGAUUUUCUUAGUAGUUUCAUGGAGAAAAGAACAAUUUGCCACUGUAGAAGAGCCAAAGAAGAAAAACUACAACAGGCAAUAGCAAUGCAUGGUCAAUUUCAUGCUCCAUUAUAGAUUUUUUUUCCUGCUAAUUAGAAUUUUAAGGCAACAAAUCCAGCAAAGCACAUUUUCAUAGAACUAUUAUUUUGCAAAUAAACAUUUCAUUAUGGCUGUAUUUAUAGAAAAAAACUGUACAUAGAGCUGGGGUGAUUUUUUGUACAAAUUAGAGUGUCUUUCUAUUCUUAUUUUAUUCAAAAUGUACUUCUACUGCAAUUUUUGCACUAAUAUUUCUUGUUAUCUAUUACCCUUAUCAUAUUUAAUUUCAUGCUGCUGCCUCUACCACCUUUAUAGAUUAAACAUUUAACAUGUAAUUUUGACUAGAUUUUUAAAUUUUAUACAACAUAAUCCAUAACUUUCUUAUUAAAUACUGGCUGGUUUGUUUGAGAGGCAUAGAAAUGUUGGUUGGUUGAAGUAAGUUAAAAGUAAAAUUAGGUAGAUUUUUCAUCCGGUUUUAUCAGAAUGCACCAGAAUUUAAUUUCUUGAAAUCAGGUUUCACCUAUUUUUGUAUCAUGUCACUACAUAGAGUUCCAGUACUUAAGUAUACACUACUGCAAUCAGAUUUGAGUAGCUAAGAAACUGAAGAGCUAAAACUUUUAAGCAACCCUUCAAACAUUUAGGGGAAAUUAAUAUGAUUUUCUUUAGAAUCCUUUCUUUUAAUUUUGCCACUCAUUGCUUUGGGAAGUAUCCUACCUCAAGUCUCAAAUGGAGAUAGGCAUAAUUCUCUCCAAUUCUUGCAUCUUACUUUUCUUAUUUGUAUUGAAGCAAAUGAGUGGGUAGAUUGUAUAAAUUCUUGGUAUUCCUACAUUUGCUUUAUUUCCUCAUCUCUGUUCUCUUUUGCCCUAGUGUGUCCAUGUGUUCGUAUAAGCACUUUUGAAACCAAGAAGGAAAGAAGAACUUUAGUAUAUAUAUUAUCAACAACUGUAUUAUUUAGGUCCAAUAGAAUUGACUCAAACCCUCAUCUCUCAGUCCCCUGCAUCAGACAUAAAAUAAGCAAGUUUAUUCACCUGUUCAAUAUUAUGUUGGCAAAACUUAGUGAAAUAACUGCAGUCCUAAAUCACUCUUCUACAGAGGUAAAAUUGAGGUUACACUAAAAAUACAACAAAAGAAUUUUAUUUUCAUAUAAAAAUAGUUUGAUUUUACGUCUUGCAUGUUCAUAAGAAUUCAAAAUGUUUUUCAGAUAAUUAAAUCUCAGACACUUUUUCUUUAAAUAAUUAGCAAAAAUCUAUGAUAAUAUUGCAGAAAACUGAGUCUAGGAGCAUACAUUCAUGACUUGUUUUUUUUUCCCCUUUUAUUGCUUUGUUAAGGAAUAAAUUUCAUUUUCUUGAACGAUUUAUAAGGCUUGUCCAAAAAGUUUCAGUAUUGAUAUUUGCAUUUUUAAAGCAGAAUAUUUAAUUCUGCAUGUGGAAAAGUAACUGUAGAGUUCAGCUUUAUAUACUUUGGGACAUACUGAUAACUUUUGAGACUUAAACUGGAAAUAAAUAAGUUUGGUGGAACAAAUACUAUUGCUAUGUGUCGUUUAGGUUAUUUUAUCAGUUCUCCUUACCGUUCUCUUCAAGAAUUCUUGUUUCCUGAUCUCGGCUUCUCUCCCUCUGGCAGUCUUUAGAUUUAAAUUAACAAUACGUAUUUGAAAGUUAUUUAAUUGUACUUGUAAUCUGGUAAUUGUAAUCUCUUACCUAGUCUUUUUAUGUAAAUGGUAACAGUCUAGUUAUGACUUUACAGUCAUACUUUUUUGUUGUUAUAAAUGUCAAGCUUGAACCAUUUCUCCUUCACUUAGAAAUGUUGAGGAAAAUUGCUGGUUAGAAAUUUAAUUUAAAAUGUAAUUCAAGUUAAGCCACGUGUUUUGUUAAUAUUCAGUGUGAAUUCAGCUAUUGUGGCUAAUGAAUCAGUUUAUGAUAACCGCAUUACAUGAACCCAACCAAGUAUGAUUUAUAAAGACACUGAUCUUAAUCUAGUACUUGAAAUCAACCAAAAGGCAGAGUUUCAAAAUGCAUCAAGCCUUCUUCCAAGUGAAGUGUGCUCAUCAAUGGGUUGUGAAUUGUACUCUCUUGCUUUGUUGCUGUCAAGGUUGUCUUGAAUCGGCAUAGGUUUAUAUUAGUGAAAAAAGCUGUAUUGUCUGUAGCACUUCCUACAUUUCAAGCCUGUUCCUUCUUUCCAUACAGCGAUAGUGCCUUGCUGUGUGACUAUCCUGAAAUGCUUGGCAUGGAUUGGGGUAAUUGAGAAAUUAGAAAUUCUCUUUCUCUUAUAUUAAUUGCUGAUUAUAUAGUUAUAAAAACUUUGCAUCAUAUCACAGUAUUGAUAACAAUACUCCAACACAGGUAAUUAUAGAAUCAAUGAAGAGAAAAUCAGGGAAGCAAGCACAAACCCACUAUUUGAAUAGGUCUUCAGGUUCAAUUUGAUUUUGUUUAUUAAUGGUAACAAAAAAUAUAAUCAAAGGGAGACGUUUGCUAACCUAUUAUUUGGAGGCCUCUGUACAGUGGGGAUCCCAAAGAGGAAAGGGAGACGAUUCAUUAUGAUGUGAAAACAAUAGAUGCUCAGUCCUGAGAAAUCAUUCCAUUCCCUGCAACAGUGUUUUAUAUGAUAAAUACCAAGACAAAUGGCACUAAAAGCCAAUGGGAAGUUAGCAGGUUAGCAACAUGCAUGAAUGGACUGUGGGGUUAUGUUUUUAAAGGGCAAGGACUGCAAGUUACCUUUCUUCCUGAAACAAAAAUAUAGCUCAAUGUGGAUUUAUUUUCUAACCAAUAGCAGAUAAUAGACAUGUGUAUAAUUUGAAAAAUAAACUAGAAAUCUAAAGUAGCUGGCUGAAAACAAUGACCAAAAGUUUUCGUUAUAAGGAUAAAAAUCUCCUGAACAUUUUGUGGCCAAUCCCUUUUUGCAACAUACACAUUGGAUUCUCACAUGCUUAUUCAUGAGAUGGAUACUUUGCUUUUGGCUGACCAUGAGACUGCAAAUAGUAUUUAUUACAGCACUCCCAUUUAAUCAUCUAAAGCUUAUUGUGAUAUGCAACUUCAGCUGCAAACAAGUUAUAAAAUUCAGUCAUUUUGCUUUCAAUUGAGAAGAUAAACUUUUACAAUAGUAAAGUAUUUCAUGAGCUUAUUUCAUGAGCUUAGUAUGGAUGUUUUUACCAUAUUGUAAAUACUACUUUGAAUUAAGAUUCUAGAGUGUAACAAUAAAAAAGACUUAAUUGGAUAAGUUAACAUUAUUCUUUAUAAUGUUCUCAAUUAUACCCUAAUGCCCAAUAGUAUACAGUGUGUGCUAUAUCUUUAAUUUUGCAAUAAUUUAGUAAUAAUAAUGCAGCUUUGAAACUAUACAAGACAACCCAUUAAAUGAAAGAUCUCCGUACUCCAAAUAGAACCAGGAGCUGAGUAGGAAUACUGCAGGUUUAAAAUACACUACACAAAAUUUAUAGAAGACACAAUAUGGU